Molecule: messenger RNA, 1058 nt
Organism: Pseudoliparis swirei
Lineage: Eukaryota; Metazoa; Chordata; Actinopteri; Perciformes; Liparidae
Gene: emp3a
Product: epithelial membrane protein 3a
Exons: 6
Coding region: 177-674 (165 amino acids)
Cellular component (GO): plasma membrane
Source: RefSeq, a predicted model, not a curated record
AAAUGUUAUUCUUGGUGUUGAGUUGGUCCAGACCACAAAUUUGUGGAGCUCAAACGUCUGUGAAGGCAGAAAAAGUACAGAGGGAGGAUAACAACAACUGGGGGAAAGACGUUCAACUGAAGGCUACAGACUGAAGCUGAAGGGAAACUAGAGUGUUCCCUCAUCCCCAAGCAGCCAUGGUCUUCCUGCUCAUAUUCCUAAUCAUGCUGCAUCUGCUCACCUUGACCAUGCUCUUCAUCGCCACCCUGCAGAAGUCCUGGUGGAUAUGGGAUGAUUUAGAAAUCACAGACCUCUGGUAUAACUGUUUCCAUGACAAUGCCACAGAUACCUGGUUGUGUGCUGCUACCAAUGAAAGUGACUGGCUGCAGUCUGUCCAGGCCCUCAUGGUCCUCUCUGUGGUCUUCUCCUCCAUCUCCUUCCUGGUUUUCCUCGGUCAUCUGUUCAUCAUGUCCAAGGGAGGACUCUUCUACCUCAUAGGCUUCUGUCAGGCUUUUGCAGGUUUAACAACCUUUGCGGCUUGCCUCAUCUUCACCUUCCACAGAAAGGAGAUCUUAAGUAAAUCUAGAGAUCUGAGCAAAGGGAGCUUUGGCUAUUGUUUCAUCCUGGCGUGGCUGUGUGUCCCGCUCCUUCUGAUCAGUGGAUUCCUUUACGUCCAUCUGCGCAAAAAGGAGUGAGACAAAUGUGAUGCUCUUCAUUCACUCUCCAGUUAAUAUACUGUAAACUGCACCUUAGAAAAUAACAAGACUGAGAACGAAAAAAAUCUUUAAAUGAUACAAUUCUCUAUUCUUUCUGACUUAAUAUCACUCUGCCGCAUAGCUUGUGGGAGAUUAUGUCAUCGUGGUGGCAUCUAUGUCUGAGAGACAUAUACGUUUUCAAGAAAACUAAAACGCAGUCAUGCUGUAAGAUCUAAAAACAUAUUAAUGUUACUUGAAGGAUUUUGAUGGCUAAUGAAAAAUGAAUAAUAAAUGCAUAACUUGUGCUUCAUGUAUGAUUGUGAUCAUGUAUUUUUAUAGUUUGUAUAAUAUAUGUUUACUUAUUAAAUCAAGUGAUACAAUGAU